Molecule: messenger RNA, 4227 nt
Organism: Dendrobium catenatum
Lineage: Eukaryota; Viridiplantae; Streptophyta; Magnoliopsida; Asparagales; Orchidaceae
Product: pentatricopeptide repeat-containing protein At5g14770, mitochondrial
Exons: 4
Coding region: 149-3145 (998 amino acids)
Molecular function (GO): protein binding
Source: RefSeq, a predicted model, not a curated record
CAUCACUUACCAAACAUUGAUUUUUAAAUUCAUUAUAAUGCUCGUAAAUUAGGCUUCCAUUUUCUUGGAGUCAUCCAUUUCGUCGAACACCUUGCAGUCGCAGCAGUUCAGCUCCCUUCAUCGUCUCCGCGCCCUCAAUUCCAAGAUCAUGAAAUGUUCGAAACAAAUCAAACACCUAACAUCUUCAAUCCCUCCCACCCUCCCGCCUUUCUUUCCUCUCUUCUUCUCCACCCGCACUUCAAUCCGACCGCAAUCGAGCCAAUACCAACUCUUUGCCCCAUUCCAGAACCCAAAACCUCCCAUCCCUCCGUCCAAAUCCCAACUCUAUGCUUCCUUCUUCUGCUCUCUAAUAGAAAUCUAUCUAACCUGCACUCGUUUCUCUCAAGCAGCAGAGGCAUUUGUCAGCAUGAGAAGCUUCGGACUGAACCCGCCUCUCCGUUCAUGGAACCGCCUUCUCUUCAAAUUCAACUCAUCAGGUUUUCUCUCUCAGGUACCAAUCGUCUAUUCGGAACUGCUUAACUGCCAUGAAAAAUUCAAUGUCUUUGCACACAAUGUAAUGAUUCAUGCUCUAUGUAAAAUGGGUUUGAUAGAAAGAGCUCUUGAAUUGCUUAGAAAAGUUGAGACUGAUACUGUAAGCUAUAACACCGCUAUUUGGGGCUUUUGUAAGUGUGGAAUGGUGGAAUCUGCUGUUGCGUUUUUGUCUGAGAUGAUUAAAAAGAGUGUCAGGUUUGACACGAUUAGUUGUAAUAUUCUGGUCAAGGGAUUCUUUCAAGUUGGACUGGUUGAUGACGCUGAAAUUUUGAUGGAGAUGUUUCUUCGAGCAGGGGUUGGUAGGGAUAUCGUUGGUUUUAAUUCUUUCAUUGAUGGGUACUGCAAGCUGGGGUGUGUGAGCGAUGCUGUUAGUCUAUUGCAGAGUAUGAAGGAUGAAGAGGUUUUACCUGACAUUGUUACUUACAAUUCACUGAUUCAUGGAUUUUGCAAUGUUAAAGAGUUUGUUUUGGCAAAGAAUCUGAUGGAUGAGAGUGUUGUGAAUUCAGAGUUGAAUGUUGUAACAUACACUACAUUAAUAAGUGCAUAUUGUAAGCAGGGAUGGCUGGAUGAGUCAUUCUUGUUGUUUGAGGAAAUGGUUCGGAGGGGCAUCUUACCUGAUGUUGUUGCUUACACUACUCUCAUGAACGGUCUCUGCAAAGAUGGUGAUCUAACCAAGGGCUAUAAACUUUUUAGAGAGAUGGAGAACCUCGGUAUAUUUCCUAAUCAUGUCUCAUACUCUAGUCUUGCAGAUUCCUUAUUCAAAGAAGGUAAAAUGACAGAGUUGUCUGUUCUAUUUAAGGAGAUGGUUGUUCGAGGCAUUUGCAUGGAUUUGAUUUCAUAUAAUACUUUCAUUGAUGGAUUCUUUAAAGCUGGAAAGGUUGAUGAAGCUGAAGAUAUGUUCCAAAUGAUCUUGUCCUGCUAUCUCAUUCCCAAUCAUAUCUCGUACUCCGCGCUGAUUGAUGGACGUUGCAAGGCUGGAGAUAUUAUUGGUGCAGAACUUGCACUCAUUGAAAUGGGGAGGAAGUCUGUUGGUGCAAAUGUGAUUACCUACACUUCUAUGAUCAAUGGCUAUGUUAAAAAGAGAAUGCUCACUAAAGCUGUUGCUGUUUUAAGGAAGAUGAAAACAGAAAAUAUAUAUCCAAAUGUUGUAACUUAUGCGACACUCAUCAAUGGCCUCUCCAAGAUGAGAAGACACGAAGAAGCUCUUGAUUUGUGUAGAAAGAUGGUAGAGGAAGGCCUGGAUGCCAACCAUGUCAUGUAUGAUGUUUUGUUUAAUGUGUUGAGGAGAAACAAUAGGAUGAAAGAAGCGGAAGGCGUAUUUGGAAAGAUGAUAGUCAAGGGACUGUUGCCCGAUCGUGUUAAUCUCACCUCUGUGAUGGAUGGAUAUUUUAAGGCGGGGAAUGAGUCAGCUGCCAUGGAAAUUGGACUAGAGUUGAUGGAAAGAAAGGUAAGCCCUGAUGUUGUUGUUUAUAACGGCUAUAUAAAUCGCCUUUACAUGGUUGGGAAGUCUCAAGAAGCAAAAUCUCUUAUCGCUCAACUGAAAAGCAUGGAUUUGAAUCUUGAUCAUGCUACAUACAACAUUAUGAUUGGGGCUUGCUGUAGAAAGGGUAAUCUAGAUAAGGCAUUUAAAGUCUUUAGUGAAAUGAAGAGUUUCGGGGUUAUGCCUAAUAUCAUCACUUAUGAAAUUUUGAUUGCAUCACUGUGUGUGGUGGGAAACAUAGAAAAGGGAAUGGGGCUCUUGAAAGAAAUGGCACUAGAUGGAUUCUGCCCAAGUCCUUCAACUCACAAGAAAGUGCUGCAAGCAUGUUCUAAGUGGAAAAGGGCUGAUUUAAUAUUGCAGUUUCACCGACAAAUGGUAGCUGCAGGCCUUGAUCUUGACAUAUCUGUGUAUAAUACACUCAUUAAUAUCUUUUGCACCCUUGGGAUGACACGAAGAGCCUUAUGGGCUCUGAAUGAAAUGCGUGAAAGGGGGAUAUCAGCAGACACAAUUACUUUUAACUCCCUCAUUUCUGGACAUUGCAAUAGUGGCCAUUUUGAUAAAGCUUACACUGUGUAUUCUCAGAUGCUUCAUGAUAGGGUAUCCCCAAACAUUAAUACAUACAAUAAUUUAUUGGACGGGCUUUCAAGUGCUGGGAGAAUUACGGAGUCUGAUAUGAUAAUCAAUGAGAUGCAGAAAAUGGCGCUUGAGCCAAACUGUGUUACUUACACCAUUCUUGUAUCUGGAUAUGCAAAGCAAAGUGAUCUUAAGGAAGCUAUAAGGCUAUAUUGGAAUAUGGUGAAUAAAGGCUUCACACCUAGUGUAGGUACAUACAAUGUUCUUAUGAGCGAGUUUAUGAAGGUGGGAAUGGUUAAACAAGUUAUUGAAUUGUGGAAUGAAAUGCAAAAGAGAGGUAUCUUACCUAAUUGUUCAACAUAUGACAUGUUAAUUACAGUUUGGUCAAAGCUAUCCAAUGGUUUUGAGGUUGCUAAAUUGCUUAAUGAGAUAAAAGAGAAAGGUUUUAUUCCUUCUGAAAGUACUCUUCGUUUAAUCAGUAGAGCCUUUGCAAAACUAGGUAAGAAGAGAGAAGCUUUGAAGUUUCUCAGAACGUUGUAUAAAUCUAAAGAAAGAACUUAGUGAUUUCAAUCAUGCAAAAACAAGUUAAUGCCAGCAGAAAACUCAUAUGGUCUAUGUAAGAAGUGCUAUCGCAAAGUUACCUUACAUAACUUUAUUAUGCUAGAAAAAGUGGAGGGGUGCAAAUUCUUGCAAUCCGAUUCAUUUAUGGCAAGUUCUCACUUCCAAGCUGAGGCCACAAGAACUAGGUGGAUCUACAAAUGAGGAUUGAGGAGUGAUUGUGCAAAUUAGACUGAUUUUACUUUGGUAUCUUGUACAUAGCAGGAUUGUGGCGUUCUUCUCCUCCCAGCAUGAUGGGUUUAAGGUUUGGAGCUUGGACAGUUGCUGAUUGCUGUAGAUAAGAUAAUAGAAGCAGUUGUGACAUAAAGGAGGACUGUUUUCAGAUACAACAGUAUAUUUUAAUAGAGAGCACAGCGUGCUAAAUAUGGAAUAAGCUCAAAGCUGAAGAGAACGCGAAUGAGUGUUUUUUUUUCCUGUGUCGUAUAAGCUUCCCCUCUCGAAAUGAUUUCGGCCGUUGGAUCUAAUUAAUCGACACUGUAGCAAAACCGGUCGGUUAUCAAAAACCGUGCCCGAUUCGGCGGUCGAACCCCUGGUUCGAGCGGGUUAAUCCCGGUUUGGUGCGAAACCGGUUUCCAUUUGAACUGUAACCGGCCGGCCAACCGAUUCACGGUUCAACCAGUUGAACCGGCCGGUCCGGUCCGAUUUUAAAAGCCUUGGCCAAAAGGGACAUCGUGUAACAGGUUAGUAACACUUUGUUAAGCACAUUUUAAGGUUGACCUAUUGAUGCAUGUGUAUUUCUAUUGUGAUAAUGUUUUGCUGUUUUUUCUAGUUCAAAAUAAGUCUUCGAUGGAUCAAAUAAUUGAAAAGAUUUCUAUGACAAAAAGGAUUUGUGUCAAAAUUAGUCUUAAGGUCGUCCAAUUUGCUAUAAGAUGUGUGCAAUAUAAAUGAAAAUUUGACUCUUAACUGGACACAAUGAAGAACAAUGAUUCAUAUAACUGAUCUCAUAUAGUGAGAAACUGUUCAUGAUUGAAAUAUAAGUAAACAUUGUGUUUUAACUGAUUCAAAUUUUCUAUUGUUUUAUUUUU